CAGAUGCAAGAUGGCGGCCGCUGGGGUGUAUAAACUGGACGACGGCAAAUCCACCCCGAAUAUCACCAGUUGCUUCCCCGUGAGGGGAGUUCUAGCCAGGCAGGCGGAGGAAGCAGGAGCAUGGCUGCUGGCAAAGCGAGAAGAGGACCAGAGGCGGUUUAAGGCGGUUCUGUGCGCAAAGCCGCGGGACCUGCAACAGAUCCGCACCGACCUGCGACGCACAAACACGCUCUCAGAGACACCAGGAUUUGGCAGCCGCUUCACAACGGUUUCACAGGCAGAGGACAGGAUCGGACUGCUCGAUGGAUUCUUCCUGAUGAGGGUCCACUGUGUGGAUGACCCCAGUGACCUUUGUGCCAUCAACAUCAGCGACAAGGAGCUCUUCAGGGCAAAAGAAGUGGACUUCCAGCUGUUUGACAACGUGGCCUACAUCAACGCUGGAGAGAACACCCUGCCUUUUGAAAUUUUCCGGUACUUCCCCAUUGUGCGAGAGCUGGAACUGCCUGUAAACAACAUCACAAACAUCAACGUCAACAUCGGAGACUUCCAGCAUCUAGAGGUGCUUGACCUGUCCUAUAACAGCCUGAGUGAGGACAGUAUCCUGUCCUUGGGGUUCCUCCCGAGGUUAAAGGUUCUCCACCUGACAGGGAACCAGCUCAAGUCCCUGCCGCCGGAGAUGGCACGACCCCAUAUUGAGCCUGAUGAUCUGCUGGAGGAGAACCCGGUCUGGAGGUUCGCUGCGCUGGAGAUUCUGUUCCUGGAUGACAACAAACUAACGGAACUACAAACCUUCGCAAGCCUGGCAGGACUCAAGAAGUUGAAACACCUGCACAUGGACCAUAACCAGGUGUACUCCAUCCCCCACCUGAGGGCUAUGGAAGGGGGUUUGCUGGAGUCUCCUUCCUUCCCUCCACAGUCCCGAGACUCCCGAAACCCAGCUGGCCAAACCCCCACCAAGACCCCCCAGCUCAGCAAGGAGAACGUGCUUGAUGGUACGGCUGACGUCGGCACGGGAAGAGACCCUCCUUUGCUGAAACGGUUUCUUACAGACAGACUUGGGAUCAACCUGGUCAGGUUGAAGCCUGGAGAGCUACAGAAGCCUCCGGUUGUUGUGGAACAGAAGCAGAGGAGAACCGGACCCCCACCGUCCGCAUACACCCUGUCCCUCCCCACCGCCACCGACUUGGGCACUUCCACACCACCCUCCAGCCAUAUGCCGUCCACAGGCGGGACUGUUCCACGGCCUGAGAUGGGGGGGAUUGAGCGAGCGCAGACUUUUCCCUCAAGACCACUGCCCCCCAUCUCAUCCACACAACAAGAACGGCCGAGAACAGAGCCUUCAGGAUACCCAGAGGCUGACUCGGAUGACUCGAUGCCAGGCCUGAGGAGGGCCGAUGCCUGGGAGCACCUGGAACCCCAGGACUCAGGAACGAGGGAAGGAAAGAGACAGCCAACGGACGACAGUGAACCCAUCUUCCUCACACAGAUCGAUGACCAAGGAGAGGAAGUAAAGGAAGACGCCACACAAGAAAAGAAAGUCGCCCCACCGGAGGAAAGGAGAAGAAAGAAGCACAGGAGGAGGAAAGACAAAGUCCCGGAGAAGUACAAGGGCUACGAGAUAUUACUGGACGCAGAUACAGAUGUUGGGACUAAAGUUCCCACAGACAUUAAUGGUACAGUCCGAGCCCUGGAGUAUGCGCUGAAACACCCGCUGGUGUUCCGUGAUAAGGCAGUGGACCUCAGCACUGUACAGAAGCCAUUCCAACCUGCCAGAAAGACCCGAGCCAUGCCCCCAGCCCCCACGAGAGAGAGAAGGAUUGAGAAACUGGACAGAAUGUUGGACCAGAUGAAGGACGAAAUCACAGUCAUCGAGACCAGCUUGGCCUCUGCCCUGAAGGACAAGAAGAAGUUCAAGCGAGAGUUCCCGGAGGCUGCCCAACUGUUGGGAGAAGUCCAGGCCAAGUACAACACAGUCCGUGCUCAGUCCAUGCAGGAACACAGGCGGGUACAGCAGGAAGUCAGGCAGACUGUACAGGACAUCAUGGACACCAAAGAGAAAAUCAGGCAGCUCACCACAACUGCAAAGGACGGCUAAGAAUUCUAAGGGGUCCUCGUUGUAGCAAAGGUCAUCUGUUGUUUAGAAUCUGACAUAAUUUUUUUCAGUACACAAGAUUCUUGUAUUUGCAGAUUUGUAAGGAAGGGGAAUUUCAAAAAUUAAAAACACUUUUAAAUGGACUUUUACAAUGUGAAAAUGGUUCGAAUUUUGAACAAACUUAAGCAAAAUUUCUACUAUGCAGGCCAUUACAAGAAAUACUUUGAACAAGGAAUAAUUUUUUCAUGUUUGUCAAUUCAUGUAAAAUGUUAUA
Messenger RNA from Branchiostoma belcheri (Belcher's lancelet), 2366 nucleotides. Its product is annotated as X-ray radiation resistance-associated protein 1-like. The record is from RefSeq and is a predicted model, not a curated record. Gene Ontology annotation, cellular component: nucleus. The transcript is spliced from 16 exons. NCBI's taxonomy places the organism in Eukaryota, Metazoa, Chordata, Leptocardii, Amphioxiformes, Branchiostomatidae. Bases 11 to 2095 code for a protein of 694 amino acids. Gene Ontology annotation, molecular function: protein binding.